Gossypium raimondii (Peruvian cotton) is the source of this 1416-nucleotide messenger RNA. RefSeq lists its product as uncharacterized. The coding region runs from base 1 to 1416 and encodes 471 amino acids. The record is from RefSeq and is a predicted model, not a curated record. NCBI's taxonomy places the organism in Eukaryota, Viridiplantae, Streptophyta, Magnoliopsida, Malvales, Malvaceae. The transcript has a single exon.
AUGAAUGGCGAGAUGAUUGAGAACGCCAUCAGGAGUGGGAAGAUCGAUGCGGGAGAGAGUAAGAGAAGAUCAGCUCCGAAGAGGAAGGAAAACGAGGUGAACAACGCGAGUAUGUACAACAAGGGUUACUCGAAGUCAGUAACAGUGAGUCAGCCAGGAAAAGUGGCUGCCAAUCAGCAAAGCUUGUCGAGACAAGAGGUCGGUACAAGGCGAAAUACUAAGAGGCUCCAAUUCACGCCAAUUCCUAUGUCGUACAAGGAACUAUACCGAAACUUAUUUGACGCACACGUAGUUUCCCUUUUCUAUCUAAAGCCCUUGCAGCCCCUGUAUCCCAAAUGGUACGAUGUGAAUGCACAAUGCAACUAUCAUGCGGGGACAACAGGGCAUUCCAUAGAAAACUGUACGGCCUUUAAGAGGUUGGUAGAAAGGCUCAUUGGUAUGAGUGUCGUUAAAUUUGAUGACUCGACCAUGGUAGAAAAUCUGUUACCGAACCACACUGACAAUGGGGUAAAUAUGAUGGGCGAGGACAGAAGAAUCAAGACAGACAUUGCGGAUGUGAAAACUCCUUUGAGAUGGGUCUGGAAGGAGAUGGUGAAAAGGGGACUAGUCGUCUCAGAAGGAAGCUGUGAAAAGAGGGGGAACUACUGUGAGUUCCACCAUGAAGUGGGGCAUGAAACUCAAGAGUGUACGGAGUUCAGAGCUAUGUUACAAGGCAUGAUGGAUAAUAGGAAGAUGAAAUUCUGUGAAGGGGUUCAAGAGGAGAACCAUGUAUGCGCGUCAGAGUUGGCAUUGGGAGUUCCGAAGGCUAACCAUCCUGUGGUUAUUAUCUCGCGACCUCAAAAUAGUGAGGUUGGGGCACGAAUAACACCAAAAGUAAUCAUUCAAAAACCGACUGUGUUUGCAUAUAAGGAUAACAGGAGGGUUCCUUGGAAUUACGAUUGUAAUGUGACAAUCCCGGGGAAGGAGGAUAUAAUCAGUAAAGAGGAUCAGGAUGAAGAAAGGCACUGUGAACAGAUGAAAGAUCGAGUAGAGCCAAUAAGAGAAGAAACUUCAGUUGGAAGGAAGAAGAAGGCGGUCGAGCCUGAAUUAUUGGUCAAUGAACCAAUCAAAGAGGAGGAAGCUAGAGAGUUCUUGAAGUUCAUAAAGCAUAGCGAGUACAGUGUUGUGGAACAGCUGCACAAACAACCAGCUCGCAUAUCUGUGCUAGCUUUACUCCUGAACUCGGAGGGACAUCGAAAUGCACUACUGAAUGUGCUAAAUGAAACUUAUGUGGCCGACGAUAUCUCUGUUAACAAGUUGGAUCAACUGGUCGGUAAUAUAAGCGCUGAUAAUUUCAUCUCCUUUAGCGAUGAUGAAAUACCACCUGGGGGUAUGGGAUCUACUAGAGCUUUACACAUCACUGCAAGGUGUAAAUAG